Messenger RNA from Dibothriocephalus latus, 591 nucleotides. NCBI's taxonomy places the organism in Eukaryota, Metazoa, Platyhelminthes, Cestoda, Diphyllobothriidea, Diphyllobothriidae. The record is from the annotation of a GenBank genome assembly.
AUGACAGCCGACGAUAUGCGCCAGUCGGACUCCAAUGACUUCAUCUAUCUAGCCAUCACAAUUGGCCGCCUGGGCUACGUCUGUCCCCGGGAAAUAUCAUCUUUCCUCACCACAUUCAUUCGAACUUGGUGCCUGUCUCUGCGCAACAUUCGCGACAACGAAGAGAAAGACAGUGCCUUUCGUGGUAUCUGUAAUAUGAUUACGCUGAAUCCGCCCGGGGUGCUAGAUGACUUCCUCUUCUUCUGUGACGCUGUAGCCUCAUGGAACAAUCCGAAAGAGGACCUGAAACAACUCUACUGCCUUCAUUCAUUCAUCAGAGGCCUGGUCAAGCGCACGGGCAGUUACAGUUUCGGGGUUGUUUACCGCCUACGACUGGCGUGUAUGACAACACCGCAACAGACUUGGCGUUGCACUCGCGCUACACUUGAGAAUGAACCAGGCGCCUUUUUAAUUGGACUGCAAUUGGCACGAUUACCCACGCACCCAGUGCGCUUUUCGUCUACGUUUUUUCUUGGUGUCACUGUGGAGGACGAGUUCGACGACCGAUUUGAAUGGGGUUGCAUUCGGCAUCUAACUUGUUGCACGGCGUAA